GCCGAGCGUUUCUUUCUUCUCACUAAACGCCAGGAACCGCGAGUCCAACUCCUCCGUCGUCUCACCGAGCGAAGGAUUGGCGACACAUGUUCCGGUUUCCGAGGAACCUCGACGAAAGCGCGGUGUCAGGAGAGGGGUUCCACGGCGUGACGCGACUCCGUGACGCGUGCCUGCUGAGCGUCACGGGGAGAUACCCCCCUCCGGGAGUAGCUCCCAGCUUCCUGGCUCAACUUAGCUUGCUGAGCCCCGCCUUCUGCCAAGACCACGUGGCUCCUCCGCUGAGGAGGAGGAGGAGGAAGAGAGGAGAAGGCCACACUGGGGCGUCCAGACGAGUCUCGGCUACAAGAAGGGCACGUCGCGAGCACCCAAGCAUCAUCCGCUGACAGCGACGACAACAGCCAGUGGGAGACCCCAAGCGAGCGCCUUUAACGCCGGGAAUUUCAAACGCGGAGGGAGAGCUCCCAGUCGAGGAAGGAUGGCGAGUCACGGGCGACGUCACAUGCACGAUCCCAACUCGGAGGCGUACAAAGCCUACAUGGCCGCCACCCUGGAGCGCAUGCGCAGAGAGUACGAGCGCCGCCGGCGUGAGGAGGCCGAGCGCAACGCCCGAGCACGAGGUACCAAGGCAAUUGAAGUGGACACUAUCGAGGCGUACCCCAAGGAGAAUGCCAAGCACCACCACACUGAGAUGUUUGAUGUGUUCGAGUCUGGAGAGCCUCCACUUGUGUUGCGAAGAGGCCAGUCUUUCUUCAUGGCAAUCCGCUUCAAGCGUGACUACAACCCGAUGACGGAUGAAGUCUACAUCGACUUCAGCAUCGGCCCGAACCCCGAACUCAGCAAGGGUACCUUCAUGAGUCUUCGCGUCCCUGCACAGAAGGGCGAGUUCCGCCUCGCACCCGCCAGCUGGGAAGUCCGGGUGACGCACCACGACCGCGCCGUACUCUCGAUCCAGGUGUUCGUACCUGCCGGUGUAAGCGUCGGAAGCUGGAAGUUGUCUGUGCUGGGACGAAGCAAGAACGAUCCUGAAGCCAAGUCCAAGUUUCGCCUCGACAAGGACGUCUACAUUCUCUUCAACCCUUGGUGCAAAGAGGACCUUGUCUACAUGGAGAACGAAGACUGGCGUCGGGAAUACGUCCUCGAUGACGUGGGCAAGAUCUACAUGGGCUCCUGGAAGCAGCCACAGGGUCGACGAUGGAUUUUUGGACAGUUCGGCGAGUUGGUGCUUCCGGCGUGCACACUUCUUCUGGAGAAGUCCAAGCUUACCUACGCCGCCAGGGCGAACCCAGUGAAAGUGGUGCGAGCCAUUUCUGCAAUGGUUAACAGUGCAGAUGAUGACGGACUCAUCACCGGAAACUGGUCGGGCAACUAUGACGACGGAACCGCACCAUGGAUGUGGACCGGAAGCAGCGCCAUCUUGGAGCAGUACGUCAAGACCGCAGGGGAGUCCGUAAAGUACGGACAAUGCUGGGUCUUCGCCGGAGUCUGCAACACAGUCUGCAGGGCCCUGGGUAUUCCGUCGCGCCCAGUGACGUGCUACGCAUCGGCGCACGACACAGACGAGAGCAUCACGAUCGAUCGUUACUUCGACAAGGAGGGCGAAGAACUCAAGAAGUACUCCAGAGACUCCAUAUGGAAUUUCCACGUCUGGAACGAGGUCUGGAUGGCUCGGAGAGAUCUCCCGCCGGGAUACGGCGGAUGGCAGGCUAUUGACGCUACCCCACAAGAAACGAGUGAUGGAUUCUACCAGGUUGGCCCCUGCUCCGUUGCUGCCGUGAAAAGGGGAGAAAUCGGCUACAUGUACGACUCGCCCUUCGUGUUCGCCGAGGUGAAUGCCGACAUCGUCCACUGGAAGGAGGACCCCAGCAGCACCUUUGGAUGGGAGAGAAGCAAGACCCUUACUUAUCACAUCGGACUUGGUGUACUAACGAAGAAGGCAAACAUGUCCGUCCAAGAAGGCAUGGAGGACGCCGAAGACAUCACAGCCUCCUACAAGUGCAAAGAAGGUUCCGAUGAAGAGCGCAUGGCGGUGCUGAACGCGGCUCGCAGCGGAGGCCUGUCGAUUCUAUUCGACCUGCCGAGUGCCCGGAACGAGGACGUGACCCUGAAACUGCAAGACAUCGAGAGCGUGAUGAUCGGCCAGCCAUUCAGCGUCACCGUGAGCAUGCGCAACGAAAGCAACGAACAGCGCACCGUCAGCGCAGUCCUGUCCGCCUCGUCCGUUUACUACACGGGCAUCAUUGCGCGCAAGAUCAAGCGAGACAAAGCCACGUUCGUGCUCCAGCCACAAGAUGAGGAGGUACUCUCGUUGACGGUGGAACCCAGGGAGUACUUGCACAAGCUGGUGGACUUUGCGAUGGUCAAGAUCUACGUGAUCGCCAAUGUGAAGGAAACGCGGCAGACCUGGUCCGAAGAAGACGAUUUCACCGUGACCAAGCCUCGUCUGAGCAUCGAGAUCGACGGAAACACGAAGGUCGGUCAACCCUUCCGAGCUACCAUGCGGUUCCAGAAUCCCUUGGACGUAGAGCUGCAGGACUGCACCCUCUCUGUGGAAGGUCCCGGGAUUACCAGCGCUCACGUUGUGCACCUCCCAAACGUCCCAGCCCAUGGGGAAUGGGUGCACCGAGAGACCCUGGUUCCAAAGCGAGCGGGGUCCCGGAACGUCGUGGCCAUCUUCAACUGCCGCGAGCUGUUCGACGUCGAGGGAUCCGUCGAGACCGUGGUGCAGGAGUGAGACAGCCACCGCUGCGCCGCGCCGUGUUCAGGAACAACUCUAACUUAUAUAUCGCCCUUCGGCAGCAACGCAACUUGGCAGGUUACGAAUUUCGCGACGCUUUUGCAAGCUCAUCGAUGGACUCUGUACCAAACAUAAUAAAUCUCCGUGUCGUUCGUUACAAAA
Messenger RNA from Ixodes scapularis (black-legged tick), 2896 nucleotides. Its product is annotated as hemocyte protein-glutamine gamma-glutamyltransferase. Lineage: Eukaryota; Metazoa; Arthropoda; Arachnida; Ixodida; Ixodidae. Gene Ontology annotation, biological process: peptide cross-linking. The record is from RefSeq and is a predicted model, not a curated record. Gene Ontology annotation, molecular function: protein-glutamine gamma-glutamyltransferase activity. The transcript is spliced from 15 exons. The coding region runs from base 476 to 2731 and encodes 751 amino acids.